CUGCGAGAGCGCGAGCAGCGCGCUCCCGCUGCCCGCGUCGCCAUCUUUUUCCCCCUCUGUCCGUCUGUCUGCCGUUGGCUUUGUCCGUCCACCGCGACGCCCCUCGCCUCCCCGCCGCGGACCCGGCCCGUCGCCACCCUCUGCCCGCCGGGGUCCGGUCCCGGAGAGCCCCGGCCCCGCCAACCCGAGCUGCGGCUGGGGCCCAUUGUCCCACGGUCUGUCUGUCCGGAGGCGGGGCCCAGGGACGCGGAGCGCCGAGGCAGAGGAUUCACAUCACUUGGAUUCAGGCGAGUUUACUUUGCUCCGUGGGACCGCACCAGAGCUGGAGGUGUGAAGUCUCAUGAGGUGCCAUCUGGUCAGUUCCCCAGUGGGCCACUAGGAGGACCCGGAGACACAGUGGAUGCGAUGCGGCUGCCUUCCUGAAUCUGCAGCCCUGUUGCUGCAGAUUUCAUCUCUCUGCCUUGUAGCUUUAGUACUGAACUGUUGUCUUGCUAAGAUGAUCUAAACAGUUACUUGGCUCAAGCUACUUGGCAUUCUUUCAAAUAGAUUUCAUUACCUCUCUCAGAGCUUCAGUUCCUGAUCUUUAUGGGGGUCUGAAAAGAACUGUGUUUGGUAUGCAGAUAUGAUAGAAGACUGCCUGAAAGCUGCUUCCUUUGCCACUUCCUGUGGAGGCCUGUCUUUGCCAUUUGCGGUUUCUUUCUUCUUUUGGUUAGCACCUCACAAGGAGGUAGUGACAUAUCCAGUGGUGAAACUGGGAAAGACCAGAGCUUUUAUAUCAGGGAAACAUGUCCCGUAGGAAACAGACAAAUCCAAAUAAAGUUCACUGGGAUCAAGUAUUUGCUGGGCUAGAAGAACAAGCCCGACAAGCGAUGAUGAAAACUGAUUUUCCUGGAGACCUUGGCAGUCAGCGACAAGCUAUCCAACAACUAAGAGAUCAGGACUCCAGUAGCAGUGACAGUGAAGGUGAUGAAGAGGAGACCACACAAGAUGAAGUAUCUUCCCACACAUCAGAGGAAGAUGGUGGGGUAGUCAAAGUGGAGAAAGAAUUAGAAAAUGCAGAACAGCCUGUUGGUGGUGGGAAUGACGUAGUAGAGCAUGAGGUCACAGAAAACCUAAAUUCUGACCCCUUGCUUGAACUCUGCCAGUGCCCCCUCUGCCAGAUAGACUGUGGGAGUCGGGAGCAACUGAUUGCACACGUGUACCAGCAUACUGCAGCAGUGGUGAGUGCCAAGAGUUACAUGUGCCCUGUCUGUGGACGGGCCCUUAGCUCCCCAGGGUCUUUGGGUCGCCACCUCCUAAUCCAUUCGGAAGACCAGCGGUCUAACUGUGCUGUGUGUGGAGCCCGUUUUACUAGCCAUGCCACUUUUAACAGUGAGAAACUUCCUGAAGUACUUAAUAUGGAAUCCCUACCCCAAGUCCACAGUGAGGGCCCCUCCAGUGCUGAAGGGAAGGACAUUUCCUGUAGUCCUCCAGUAUAUCCUGCUGGAAUUCUGCUUGUGUGCAACAACUGUGCUGCCUACCGCAAGCUACUGGAAACACAGACCCCCAGUGUGCGCAAGUGGGCCCUCCGUCGACAGAAUGAACCUUUGGAAGUACGGCUACAACGACUUGAACGAGAACGCACAGCCAAGAAGAGUCGGCGAGACAAUGAGACCCCAGAGGAGCGGGAGGUCAGACGCAUGAGGGACCGUGAAGCCAAGCGCCUGCAGCGCAUGCAGGAGACAGAUGAGCAGCGAGCUCGCCGGCUACAGCGAGACCGUGAGGCCAUGAGGCUGAAGCGGGCCAAUGAAACCCCAGAGAAGCGGCAAGCCCGACUCAUCCGGGAGCGAGAAGCUAAGAGGCUCAAGAGGAGACUGGAGAAAAUGGACAUGAUGUUGCGAGCUCAGUUUGGUCAGGACCCUUCUGCCAUGGCAGCCUUAGCAGCUGAAAUGAACUUCUUCCAGCUGCCUGUGAGUGGGGUAGAGUUGGACAGCCAGCUUCUGGGGAAAAUGGCUUUUGACGAACAGAACAGCAGCUCUCUGCACUGAACCACACCCUCCUGCCUGACUUCCCACCUACUCCAGCCCAUUAGGGAUCAGUGCUGCUGUCACCCAGGAGACCACAGUCCUUGCUGCCACAGGCAGGCCCGGGUUGGUUGCAGGGAAACCUGUGCACCCUCUGCAUGUGGGAACAUGAUGGGGUCAGGAGGGACCCAGCUCAAGGCAGCUCUGGACAAAGAAAGGAGCAGGCACUCCAGAAACCUGGACUCCUCAGUCCACUGUGGCAGGCCAGGGUUAUGGGACUGUAGGACCCCAGUACAGUCCAUGAAGCUGUGAGGGCAAAUAAAUUAAUUUUAUCUUUACUGGC
Molecule: messenger RNA, 2346 nt
Organism: Myodes glareolus (Bank vole)
Lineage: Eukaryota; Metazoa; Chordata; Mammalia; Rodentia; Cricetidae
Gene: Znf821
Product: zinc finger protein 821
Biological process (GO): regulation of transcription by RNA polymerase II
Cellular component (GO): nucleoplasm; nucleus
Molecular function (GO): RNA polymerase II cis-regulatory region sequence-specific DNA binding; DNA-binding transcription repressor activity, RNA polymerase II-specific
Source: RefSeq, a predicted model, not a curated record